AUGGCGUGGAGGGAAAGCUACUUGGACCUGGUGCUGAUCCCAGUGGGGCUCCUCUUCCCGAUCGUCUACCACCUGUGGCUGUGGCGCUCCGUGCGCCGCUACCCGCUCCACUCGACCAUCGGCAUCGGCGCGGCCGCGCGCCGCAUCUGGGUGCUGUCCAUGAUGAAGGACAACGAGAAGAAGUCGACGCUGGUGGUCCAGUCGAUGCGGAACGUGAUCAUGGGCUCCACGCUGGUGGCCACCACCUCCAUCCUCUUCUGCACCGGCGUGGCCGCCGUGCUGAGCAGCACCUACGCCGUCAAGAAGCCCAUCAGCGACGCCGUCUUCGGCGCGCACGGCGAGUACAUGAUGGCGCUCAAGUACGUGGCCCUCCUCACCACGUUCCUCCUCUCCUUCCUCUGCCACUCCCUCGCCAUCUGCUCCCUCAACCAGGCCACGUUCCUCGUCAACGCCUUCUCCCAGUUCUUCGCCCUCCCCGACGGCGGCCGCCACCUGCCGGUGAACAAGGAGUACAUCGUGGAGGUCCUGGACAGAGGGUUCCUGCUCAACUUCGUCGGGAACCGGCUCUUCUACGGCGGCGUCCCGCUCCUGCUCUGGAUCUUCGGGCCCGUGCUGGCGUGCCUGUGCUCCAUGGUCAUGAUCCCGAUACUCUACAACCUCGACACGGUGUACAUCCAGAGAGGAAAAGGCGGCGAGGUCAGUGACAGAGUGGAGAUGAGUGAUGUUGACAGUGACGACGGCAUGCAAGUUUGA
This is a messenger RNA of Lolium rigidum, 753 nucleotides long. RefSeq lists its product as uncharacterized. NCBI's taxonomy places the organism in Eukaryota, Viridiplantae, Streptophyta, Magnoliopsida, Poales, Poaceae. The transcript has a single exon. The record is from RefSeq and is a predicted model, not a curated record. Bases 1 to 753 code for a protein of 250 amino acids.